CAAUCUAAACAAUCAAAGUUGACUAGAAAAAAAUGGAGGUAAAAGGGAAGAUAUGUUUUGUUUUCAUGUUGUUUGUAGCUAUCCUUCUUGUUUCCGCUACUCUGAGUCUUGGUUCGGGCGAACUGGGCUCGAAAUACGGGCCCAGUUCAACUGAACCUGGCUCGGAUUACUACGCUUGUAAGCUUAAGUGUGUGAAAAUGAGCGGUGGAGUAGAUGAGAAGUUAAAGUGUAGAAACGAAUGUGAGGAGAAGCAAAUGCAGAAGGAGAGGGAAAAGGGUUCGGGUUUCGGGUCGGGUGAAACGGACCCGGAUUAUAGGGGUUGUAAGGCGGAGUGUGAAAAGAUACCGGGUGCGGUUGAAAGUGAGAGGCUAAGGUGUAAGAAGGGGUGUGAAGAUUACCAUGAUGAGAAGCAGAAGAGGGAGAGAGGAGGCGGUCAAGGACGAGGCGGUGGCGGUCAGUACGACAUCGUUUUCGCUGAGGAAACGCAAGGCUUGAGGAAGAUGGUGGGAGAGUGCCACCAAAGUUGCCAGGGGAGCCAAGGAGAACAACAACAUCCCCAAUGCUUCCAAUCAUGCAUCCAGAAACGCCUCCAAGAGCAAGGAAGGCGUCAAACCGGCGACACUAGGCGGCCCGAAACCACCCCGAGAACCGAUAAACCAUACCGCCAACAGUCCAACAAUCCUUACGUGUUCGAAGACCACCAUUUCACCGCUCGACUAGAAACCGAGCAUGGUAACCUUAGGGUUCUUCAAAAGUUCACUGACCGAUCCGAACUUUUCAACGGCAUCGAGAAAUACCGCGCUGCAUUUCUCGAAGCCGAACCUCAAACGUUCGUUGUACCAAACCAUUGGGACGCCGAUGUUCUUGCUUUCGUAGCAAACGGUCAGGGAACGAUUACUUUGAUCGAAGGAGAUUCGCGACAAAGCCAUAACAUUAAGCGCGGAGAUCUCUUCCACGUACCCGCGGGAAUCACCGCGUAUCUAAUCAACACCGACAACAACGAACGCCUUGUUUUGGCGAAGAUUCUACAUUCGGUCUCCGUCCCCGGUGACUUGCAGCUCUUUAGCGUUGGAGGUGGCGACGCGGAGUCAUCGUACUACAACGCGUUCAGUAUCGAAGUUCUUGAAGCUGCAUUUGGUGUUGAUCGCGAAUCGGCCCAUAAAAUGGUCGGGCAGCAGAAGCUACAACAAGGGAUGUUCAAGAAGGUUACCGAAGAGCAAGUUAGAUCGUUGUCCGGAGAUGAUAAAAGUCGCGGAUGGCCUUUUGGCGACCGAAAAGGAAAGGGAAGGGGCACGCAUAGUAUCUACAAGAACGAACCGUCCGUGGCGAACGAGAACGGUAUUCUCCACGAGGUUGAUUCCAAAGAUUUCCCCGAUCUCCGAGAUAUCAACGUCGCCUUUUCGCUCUUCAACAUAACUCAGGGAUCUAUGGCGGGACCGUUCUACAACACCAAGGCGACGAUGGUUCUAAUGGUGUCGAAUGGUGGAGGUCGGUUUGAAAUGGCGUGUCCUCACUUGGCCGAGCAAGGCACCCGAGGCGGUCAAAUUAACCCACGUUACGAGCAAGUGAGCUCGGAGCUAAGACGUGGAACGGUAGUUGUAAUUCCCGCGGGUCAUCCUGUGGUGAUUGAAGCAUCCAAUGAGCAGAAUCUUGAAGUGAUCGGUUUCGGGUUGAAUUCGGAUGAGAACGAGUGGUUCCCGCUCACGGGGCGGGACAAUAUUUUGAGUCAAUGGGAGGAUGAGGCGUUGGAGCUGACGUUUGGUUUUCCGGCUAGCGAGUUGCAAAGUGUGAUUCAGAAGCAGAACAAGAAGCUUUUCUUUAAGGCUCCGGAGAGGAGUGGUCGUGCGUUUGCUUGAAGUGGCGGAUCGUGGCGGUCUGCGGUGGUUGUUGAGGGCGUUAAUGUUGUAAUAAGUGUUGAUGGUGGCUGUUUAUGGUGGUGGUGUUAAUGUUGUAGGCUUGUAGCUAGUUUGAAUGAAUAUGCUAACAUGUUGAAAUAAAUAAAACUUGGCUCUUUCCAUCUGCACAA
Molecule: messenger RNA, 2026 nt
Organism: Helianthus annuus (common sunflower)
Lineage: Eukaryota; Viridiplantae; Streptophyta; Magnoliopsida; Asterales; Asteraceae
Product: vicilin-like antimicrobial peptides 2-2
Exons: 6
Coding region: 33-1856 (607 amino acids)
Source: RefSeq, a predicted model, not a curated record